This is a messenger RNA of Cydia pomonella (codling moth), 3873 nucleotides long. RefSeq lists its product as uncharacterized. The transcript is spliced from 10 exons. The record is from RefSeq and is a predicted model, not a curated record. NCBI's taxonomy places the organism in Eukaryota, Metazoa, Arthropoda, Insecta, Lepidoptera, Tortricidae. The coding region runs from base 430 to 1914 and encodes 494 amino acids.
UUAAGUGCCACUAAGUUUGUGAUUACGCUGUGAUAAUGACUCAAGGAAUUAAGUCAUCAUUCGCUUGCCCUUAUCCCAUUCAUUUGGGGUCGGCGCAGCAUAUCUUUUUCUUCCAUAUCUUUCUGUCACCCGUCAUCUCAUUAACACUAAUAUUAUUAGUACAUUAUUGUGCUCCAGUUUUAUACAUUAAUAGUACAUUAUUGCAGAGGCCGGGAAAGGGCAAUUCGUGGAUGAGUAUCGAUUUUGUCGGACGACGCGAAGCGGAGUUCGACAAAGAAGACGAAUCCACGAAUUGCUGUUCCUGCCGAGGCAUAUAUAGUGCUUUUCUCCAAAGAUGCGAAGAAAUCAGAUAAAACAUAGAUUUCAAUGACCUCAACUAAAAAACUUCAAUAUCAUCGGUAAUGAAGUUUGAUAGAGAUCCCCAAAACAAUGGAUCUCUUACUCGGAACAGACCAGAAAAGGCUUAGCCGAUCAGAAUGGAGGUUCGCGGAGAGAGGCCUUUUAGUCGUAACUUAUAUAUUCCUGCUUAUACUACAAAACAAUUGUCAGACAGUUCUUAGUAAUGAAACAAGUCAAAUAGAAAACUUAACCAAAAGAAUAGAAAGUCUAGAUAAUAAAGUAGAAUCUAAACAAUGCCAUAGUUGUCAAAGUAGUAAUAAAUUUGAAAAUAAAAAUUUAGAGUCAAAUGAAGAGUCAGAGAAUUUUAUUGACAAUAUGAUAGAGACUGUUGGAGAGUUCACAGAAAAGUUACUGCUUGUGAAUAGAACUGAAAAGCAAUUAGAGAAUGAAUUAGAAAGGAUAGUAGAUGAUGCCUUGAGCAUGGAUAGAUUUGUAAUAAUAGAUGGAGUGGAAAUCAAAUCUGUCAAGAAAAGAGAUUCAAGAAAGUUGGAAGACGAAGCUGAGUCGAGAGCGCUCUUCAGUACAUAUACGUAUGAGUAUAGAUUACUGCAAAAGAUAAAGAAUUUUGUAGAAACUCAUAUUAUUUCAAUAAAUCUACCAAAAGCUGCCAGAUUCAUCACGUUCCGAUCCUUUGGCCUGAAGAAGUUGUUCGUGCCCCUGCUCUUCGGCGCGCAGCUGUUCAAGGGAAUGCUGCUGGCCAUGUUUCUACCCAGCAUACUAGGGAGCUUCGGGAAGAUACUUGGAAAAGGAAUCUCCCAACUCUCUGCAUCCUCCAGCCAAGCGUCCAACCCCCCAGCGGUCGACGACCAGACAUCGUACAGCAACGAUCAGAAGGACUUCAUGGCUUAUGAGACAGAUCCGACCGGCGCAUACGCUUACCCGCAGGACGGCAUGUAUGUCAACAUAGAUCCGGCUGAUGUCAACGAUUUGUCCAAUGUUGAUAUGUCCAGAUUCGGCGCUGGAGGGCAUAAAGUAACGUACUUGCCUACCAAAAAUGGCUACUACAAGAACCAAUUAGCGUCAGCUACGAACAAUUACAAGGUAUUCCAGAAGAUUCCUGCUUCUUCUAUGAUCCUGAGUAACUACGAUCCGUUUUACUCCCCUCUGCUAUCCCGGCUGGAUGGAAUCUUCGCUAGACUAGGUUUAGCCCCCUCGGAGAACACAAUGGACACGGGCGCACAGGUCGGCGGGCAGACCCUCAGCGACGUGAAGUUAGAAUCAUGUCGGGAACAGCUGAUCUGCCUCAUGUACGCCAGCCCGGCCAAAUACGCCCCGUAUAGUAACCUCGUGUCCGCUCAGUUGAGCAGAGAACUAAACGAGCUCCGUCGCCCCGUGUCUGACAACCCAGAAAUUCUCCGCUUCUUCCGCUACAUGCGCGCGGCGCGGCGCGGGCAAGAAGGCGCAGAUUGUGCGCGCGCGCAUCCCGGCUGCUCGGCCAACACACCGCAGCACACGAUGAUCGCCGCCUAUCACGAUAUCAAUAAGCUCGUCACGGCCAGGAAACUCAAGAACUAGACGCCGAAAGUGAUUCGAGUACCAUGGAGCCUCAUCGAUCGAAUGAUUAAUUGAAAUUCGAUUAAAUGAAGUAACAAAGACUAUUACGCGACAGCGUCUAUUUAAUAGAUUUCUGAAAUCUUUUUUUAUUUAUAACUUUUUGUUACGUGGACAAAUGUUUGUAAAGUAUGAUUUAAGUUUCCAUAAGUGAUACGUUUGAACAAUUUUAAGUGACGUUAUACAACAUAAUGUUUUUCGAAAAUACUGUUUUUACCAGUAGUUAUACAGCAUCGCUUUAUUCAGUAAAAUUUCAUGGUUUAAGUCACGUAUUUUUGUCUCAAAAAAUAUACGAGUGACUAAAAUUACGUGACUUGAACCGUAAAAAUAGUUUAUUUUUAAUAUAACUCAUGGCAGUUUAAAUUCGACGAGUCAAGUUAGGUUUAAUACACUCUCGCUAAAGUGAAGCAAACACAAAGGAUGAAGUAGUUCUGAUGGUCAAAUAAGGAAACUUGAUAGGUAAAUCCCUUCUCAAAGUCCGACUACUACAGAAGCUAGAGAUAAUAAAGUGUUUGGUUCAAUGGGCAAGAUUACUAAAUCUUCGCUCUUCGCAGAAUAAUUCUGUUUUGGAAUUUACAAUUCCAAAAUACGAAGUUAGAUAAUCUAUUUUAAUCUCCAUCAAUAGGAAUAUAAAAUUAAUUAAUUUACUCUUCGCUUUGACUAUUCAUUGGUUUGUGGUUUAAAUAAAAUAUUUAAUUUUAAUUCAUAUUUUGUGAAUCAAAGUUCAAUAUUUAAAGGCAAAAGAUUUAACAGAUUUUUAUAAACGUCAAUAUUGAAUUAUUACAAAUGAGCGCACAUUAUGAAAACUGGCUGAUUGUUAUUAGAAUUUUAAUAGUUGAGAUUAGGUCUACGUAAAUUUAUGCUUACCUGUACCCCUAGUGUAAAUUUAAUCGACAUCAUAACGUGACGAACGCGUUUGCGUUAAGUGUCAUUUUGUAUAGGAUUUUGAGUUUCCAAAACGUCCCGCUUGGCGCGCUCUUUCUAAAUCACAUACAAAAUGAGACUAAACGCAAACGCGUACGUCACGUUUCGAAAUCGAAUUUAUUUACACUAGGGGUACUGAAGUACCAACUUUUAACUACUUCGCGUUUUUUUUUUGACAAAUUUACAACUACGUUUAUCAUUCAAAUGAAACGUGACAUUACUGCCAACUGCAUUGCUGCCGCAAAUGUAAAAACUGGAUCGGAUAGGUUCGUAUCCGAAUUAAUAAUUAAUUGUAUGAUGAUGGACAUUAAAAUUCUAUACCUAACAGAUGACAUUUAUAUAAUGAUUACCUGUAUGUUGGUUGAAAACCAAAUCUCAGCGUCAAAAGUCUUAUUUAAGUAGGGUCUGUGCGAAAAGAGUCAGAAUUUAUUCGUUCCCAUAUGUUCCACGAUUCUUCUCUUUCCGCAUAGAUUCUAUAGAUCAGCACCUGUUACACAUCUGACGGAAUCUGACUGAUAUAAUUUGACAAAAUAUUAUUUAGGACACUGAAAAAGUGAUACGGUUUUAGAUACGUAUUUUUAUUCCUUUAAUUUUCUAUUUAUAGUUUUAUUUAUUGAAUUCGUUGAUACGGUAUAUUUAUUUACUCUAAUUUUAUUAUAAUGGGUUGUGUGAAUGUAAUUUAUUGAAUGUUUGUGAAUAGAACAAAAUGUGUUGGGUUUUACUUUAUUUGUUUCUUCGAAAUAAGAAUUUACAUUAUUUUAUAACUUAUUGUAAGGUGGUACAAUGAAAUCUUAAUAUUUUUUUUAUAUUAUUUUCUUAACAGCAUAAUAGUUUAUUGUGUCAUGUUUUUUAUUUUUUUGUGUUGAUUUUAAUAUAUUAUAAUACUGGCGUUUUAGUAAAUUGAUAUUUUACCACUUGUAAUCUUAUUUAUGUAAAAAUGCACUUCAAAUGUUUUAUACAUCUAGAGAUAUAACAAUUUAAUAAAAGUUUAAAACAUUA